AGAGAGAGCGCUACGCACUCUAUAGAGCCGCAACUUAUCGAGGUGGUGACGUAGGGUAGCGCGUGACGGAGGCUAAGCCCGCGAGCUGACUUCAGGAACUACAGAUACCAGCCGAUAGCUGGGGGAGGGGCGUGUAGCAGGAGAUACCCGGCGGGUCACUUGAGCUGCGGUCAGUACGCCCGCCUUCUGUCACCUCCCGCCGCGACGUGUGUGGGCGGCUCCUGUUUGUAGCGUGUCCCGGAUAUUGUACAGAGGAGGGGGGGUAUUACCACCGCCUCCUCUAUCUCCGCCUCUUCCUUGGCUCUCUCCUCCUCCGCCCAGCUCACCCGUACACCCGCCCGGCACCGGCAGCAGCGAGAGCAUCAUGGCGCUGAAGCGGAUCCACAAGGAACUGAAUGAUUUGGCUCGUGAUCCUCCAGCACAAUGUUCUGCAGGCCCAGUUGGAGAUGACAUGUUUCACUGGCAAGCAACAAUUAUGGGACCCAAUGACAGUCCAUAUCAAGGCGGUGUAUUUUUCUUGACUAUUCAUUUCCCAACAGACUACCCCUUCAAACCUCCUAAAGUUGCGUUUACAACAAGAAUCUACCAUCCAAAUAUCAACAGCAAUGGCAGCAUUUGUCUUGAUAUUCUCAGAUCACAGUGGUCCCCAGCUUUAACUAUUUCUAAAGUUCUUUUGUCAAUUUGUUCACUGUUGUGUGAUCCAAACCCAGAUGACCCUCUAGUGCCAGAGAUUGCACGGAUCUACAAAACAGAUAGGGAAAAGUACAACAGAAUAGCCCGGGAAUGGACUCAGAAAUAUGCUAUGUGAUGCUACCUUCAAGUCUGAAUAAACCUGCAUUAUAGCUGGAAUAAACUUUAAAUUACUGUUUUCCCCUCCCUUUCAGACCUCAUCUACUUACCUUCCUCUCUCCUUUUUUUUUUUUUUUUUCGUGCUGCCUCCCUUCAUGCACAUGCUCACACAGGAAGACUUUUAGCUCAAUAUUGGACAGAAACUGCUCUAGACUGUCAAGUAGUUACCAGAAUACAAUUGCCCAAGAUUCAUAAUUGUAUCAAAUGGAGCAUGUGUUUAAAAUGUGGCCAAUGUCUUCACCGUAACUUGGUUAUGAGACUAAAUCCAUCUUUCAUUUCUCACUGAAAUGGUGAAGAUAGCGCCUCUGUUUGGGCUAGGGAGGGGAAGGUGCUAAGCAGAAAUAAAUUAAACAAAAAAACGAUGCCCAGUUGUCUCAUUGUAGAAUACAGGACCAUGGAAUUGCUCUGGAUAUUUUGGUCAAACCCUUCAGCUAUUUCAGACUUCAUGAUGUACUUUAUGCUCAUAACUGAUGUUUGGGUGGCGAGUUGGUGAAAUUUAUAUAGCGGAACAGAAGUAAUGUAUUUUAUGCAUGUCAAUAAAUAUGACAAAUUGAAAUUGGAAGGUGAAACCCCAUUUAAUAACAGGAUCAAACGUUUUGUAAUUUCUCAUUGAGAUUUUUUUUUGGAGGCCGAGCUAUUAGUUGAUCUAUCCUCCAAAACACUGUUAAUAUAGCACUGAAUAAAACAAUUCAAGCGUCAAUGGCUGACUGAUCAACUAAUAGCUCUGUUAGUCUUUAUUCUUCAAUAAAGUUGCAUAAACCAA
Nanorana parkeri is the source of this 1612-nucleotide messenger RNA. It is a transcript of the gene UBE2D3, whose product is annotated as ubiquitin conjugating enzyme E2 D3. Gene Ontology annotation, biological process: protein K48-linked ubiquitination; ubiquitin-dependent protein catabolic process. Gene Ontology annotation, molecular function: ubiquitin conjugating enzyme activity. Lineage: Eukaryota; Metazoa; Chordata; Amphibia; Anura; Dicroglossidae. The coding region runs from base 365 to 808 and encodes 147 amino acids. The record is from RefSeq and is a predicted model, not a curated record. The transcript has 7 exons. Gene Ontology annotation, cellular component: nucleus.